Molecule: messenger RNA, 1074 nt
Organism: Aspergillus puulaauensis
Lineage: Eukaryota; Fungi; Ascomycota; Eurotiomycetes; Eurotiales; Aspergillaceae
Product: Ldh family oxidoreductase
Exons: 1
Coding region: 1-1074 (357 amino acids)
Molecular function (GO): oxidoreductase activity
Source: RefSeq, a predicted model, not a curated record
AUGUCUGGACCAUCAGCUACAACACAGCAGAUCCACCAUAUCAAACCCGCCGAUCUGGAAAGCUUCGUCCACCGCGUGCUAGUCGCCAACAAUGUCCCCGAAAGCCACGCCUCCACAGUUGCCAGCUGCCUCGUGCAAGCAGAUCUCCGCGGUGUGGACACGCAUGGCGCCAACCGCAUCCCCUCAUACAUGCAACGCAUCCGCCAAAAAGUCCUAGACCCAUCAGCAACCCCAGAACUGCACCAGAUCACACCAAUCGCCGCGCAAGUCGACGGCAAAAAUACCUUCGGCUUCGUCUCCGCCCAGAAAGGCAUGCAGCGCGCCGUCGAAAUGGCCCAGGAAUUCGGCCUCGGCCUCGUCUCCGUCAAGCACUCAAACCACUACGGCAUGUCCGCCUGGAUCGUCCAGCAGGCAAUCGACGCAGGGAUGAUGGCCCUUGUCUUCACGAACUCUUCCCCCGCUCUCCCGGUCUGGGGCGGGAAGUCUAAACUCAUGGGCGUGUCCCCGAUCGCCUGCGGAGCUCCCGCUGGCAAGGAACGGCCGUUCAUCCUAGACAUGGCGCCGUCUGUUGCGGCGCGCGGGAAGAUCUACAAGGCGCUCCGUCGCGGGGAGAAGAUCCCUACGGACUGGGCACUUGAUGCCGAUGGGAAUAUCACCGAUGACCCUGCCCGCGCGCUUGAGGGUGUGAUGCUGCCAAUGGGGGGACCCAAGGGUUCUGCUCUCUCGGUUAUGAUGGAUGUGUUCUCUGGUGUCUUCUCUGGAUCAGCAUUUGCCGGCCAUGUUACGGGGCCCUAUGACCCGUCAAAACCGUCGGAUGUGGGCCACUUCUUGAUGGCUAUCAAGCCAGAUUUGUUUGUUAGCCUUGAUGACUUCAAGGAGCGCAUGGAUUAUUUGUAUCAGCGGGUUGUUGGGAGUGAUAAGAUGGGAGGUGUGGACAGGAUUUAUUAUCCUGGGGAGAUUGAGCAGAUUAUGGGGGAGAAGAGGUUGGAUGAGGGGAUUCCGUUUACGGAGGUGGAAAUUGAGAACUUGAAUAAAGAGGCUAGGCUUGUUGGUGUUGAGCAGCUGAAGUUUUAG